ACUCGUUUACCUCCUGAGGUAAACCGUAUCCUACUGGUAAAGAAUUUACCGUACAACAUAUCGGCCGAGGAGAUGUAUGAUAUUUUCGGAAAGUAUGGGGCCAUCCGUCAGAUCCGUAUCGGCAAUACACCGGAAACGAAAGGCACCGCUCUCGUCAUUUAUGAAGAUAUUUUCGAGGCAAAGAAUGCUUGUGAUCAUCUGAGUGGGUUCAACGUUUGCAAUCGGUACUUGGUUGUGUUAUACUAUCAACGAAAUCGGGUGAGUGGUUUCUUCAGUGAGAUUCUCAUUGAUAUUUUGGUUUAG
Echinostoma caproni is the source of this 303-nucleotide messenger RNA. Lineage: Eukaryota; Metazoa; Platyhelminthes; Trematoda; Plagiorchiida; Echinostomatidae. The record is from the annotation of a GenBank genome assembly.